CGCACCAAACACACACACACACACACGCCUCAACCAUCUCCACUAUAAAACCUCUUCUUCCACCUCACUCUCUCUCAGAUCGCUUUCUCUUUCUAAAAUUCUCUCACUCCACAGAGAAGACUCUCAGAACCAACAGCGAGCACCGAGAAAAAAAAAUGCAUAACAAGGACGCUUGCUCUCCCUCCUCCAAUGGCGGAUUCGGCGGCGGCGCCUCCGCCGGUCAAAUUCCGUCAACCGGCGGCCUCUACAGUUCUCUGUACUCGGCACUGUCGAACGAGAACCUUCCAUCGCUCUCCGCGAGCUGCAGCAACGGAAGCGGCGGCGGCGUUUCGAUGUAUCCUUACUCGGAGUCAAUUCAGAAGCACCAGGACAUGGUGAACCGUCAAAGCAUGUGUCUGAAUCGCCUCGUUGAAACUUCGAAGGAGGUGGAGGCUCUGAGGGAGGAGAAUGGCCUGCUCCGAGCUGCGAACAAGGAGCUCCAGAAGCAGCUGCACCUCGUUAUCCAGGCUUCGCUGGAGAAUCACUACGGCGGCGGCGACGGAGGCUCCUCCGGCCAGACGCAACCGACUCUGUUCAAUGUUUUGCAUGGCUUCCGCGGCCUCCACAUUGGGGAAGGGAAUAAAGAGAAUUAUGCCGAUUGGAAUAACAAUAAUCUCAAUAUCAUGAAUAAUAAUAGCAGCAACAAUAAGGAGCUGCAGGAGAUUUCGGAGGAGAGUCCAACAAGCGUGAUUGAGAAUAACAACGUGGUGGAAGUGGAGAGGUUCUCGCUCCCUAAGAGCAUUUCUGUGAGGUCCAAUGGCUACUUGAAGACGGCUCAGUCCGCUGCCCUCGCCCCCAAUAACAACAAUGCCACUCGCAACAAAGGCGCCACUCGCCCACGCGCCUCCGCCACUCCACCUGAACCCGUUCAAAAGGUAUAUGUGCGUGGAGGGCAGAAAGAGGAAGAGCCUCUUGAAAUGAUAGUGUAUAACCAAGGGAUGUUCAAGACUGAGCUGUGUAAUAAGUGGCAGGAAACUGGAACAUGUCCAUAUGGAGACCACUGCCAAUUUGCUCAUGGUAUUGGGGAGCUUCGCCCAGUGAUCCGCCACCCACGCUACAAAACUGAAGUCUGCAGAAUGGUCCUUGCUGGGGUUGUGUGCCCAUAUGGCCAUAGAUGCCAUUUCCGCCAUGCACUUACUGAACAAGAGAAAGCUGUCGUAUCACAGCCUAAGCCCAGAUCAAUGAAGCUCGAAAGAUAAGAUCCCAUAUAUAGUCUGCUGGAUCGAGUAAACGUAAUUGGUACAUAAUAUUCUUCAUUGUGUAAUUACAAACAUGGACAACCACCGGCCAAAAAAUAAUUACUUUUCUCAUGAAAAGUAUGGGUCAAAAAAUACAAAAUACAAAUAUAGGAGGCUUGCUUGCCGCAAUAUGAGAUGUAGAUCGAGCAGGAUUCUUGGGUCAGUAGUCCUCGUCGUGUCUUUCUUUUUUCUUCCCGUCAAGUUUGACAUUUUUACAUACAUAAUACGUCUGAUGAUCCCAAUCCAAGCAACCAAAGAGAAAGUAUUCUUUGUAAUGAUACUAAUUCUUUUGGUACUUUUGCAAUGAUACCAUUUGAUACUUUGCAAAGGAAGCAAUUUCUCGUUGCGGUUGUAAUACUUUCAUAGCGUAGUCUAUUUCUUAGCUGCUUGAACUUUUUCUUUUAAUACGAAAAUAUAUUUCACUUCCA
Glycine soja is the source of this 1705-nucleotide messenger RNA. RefSeq names its product zinc finger CCCH domain-containing protein 15-like. Lineage: Eukaryota; Viridiplantae; Streptophyta; Magnoliopsida; Fabales; Fabaceae. Gene Ontology annotation, molecular function: mRNA binding; metal ion binding. Bases 156 to 1238 code for a protein of 360 amino acids. The record is from RefSeq and is a predicted model, not a curated record. The transcript has 3 exons.